Messenger RNA from Talaromyces rugulosus, 780 nucleotides. RefSeq lists its product as uncharacterized. The record is from RefSeq and is a predicted model, not a curated record. Bases 1 to 780 code for a protein of 259 amino acids. The transcript has 4 exons. Lineage: Eukaryota; Fungi; Ascomycota; Eurotiomycetes; Eurotiales; Trichocomaceae.
AUGGAUCUUCAAGAUUGGUCUCGAAUCGAAGGCUUGGAUCGCGAGUAUUACCAGGACAUUCCGGACUACGCUUAUACGAAUGUGCAACCACCCGACGCUGGAUCACUAUGGCAGCAGCUUGAAAAGAUAUAUUUAAAUGCAAGAGACUGUGAUACAUACGGUAAAGACGAAAAUGCUUGGUGCUUAGAUGUUGUUCAGCCUUUACUGAACUCUGUCCUUGAGGGAACCAUGCUGCGGCAGUCGCAACAAAUUGAGAAAGACCUCCUUCCGACGGCUGCGAAUAGUCUUUCCAAGUUAAACAAAAAGGCGGACUACUCAUUCGAGUUCUCCGGCGGCCCUGAUGCCUUUGAUCUGUACCAGAAAGUCAGCUUUGGAGGCUUGGGGAUGAACAUCAGCCAAACCACCGAUGCAUACACUAAGCUAGUUGCUUUAUUUUCUGGACUCGAGGUGAAACCCGAUGAUGGAGGAAAGAAGGAAGCGUUGGCUCAACUUACGAUCUGGCUUACUGCAGGUAUUCGGAGAACGGCUCAACUCUACCAAAUCGCGGAAGAAGGUUCUGCCGAAGGCCAUGUUCCGCCCACUCUUGGCUUUACAGUUAUUGGCCACGAUUGGCAUAUCUAUAUGGCUUAUGAUCUGGGAAAAGAAAUGCAUGUGAUUGGACCCAUAAGCACAAUUUACGCCGAUACACGUAGCAUCUAUGGUAUUUUCAAAAUACGUGAUCUCCUUCGUCGGGCCAUACAGUAUGCGGAGGAGGAUUAUUGGCCAUGGCUAUGCGAUUAA